Molecule: messenger RNA, 948 nt
Organism: Rasamsonia emersonii CBS 393.64
Lineage: Eukaryota; Fungi; Ascomycota; Eurotiomycetes; Eurotiales; Trichocomaceae
Exons: 1
Source: RefSeq, a predicted model, not a curated record
CAGAACUAUCUGCCGGACCCGUUGCCUCGUGCUCAGCGCGCCGCAUUCAAUGCCACCGCACCGCAGGUCCCCAAGAUUAUCCCCCAGACCAACCGCGCUGCCCGGUUCCUGCCGAACAACCAGUGGCCCUCGCCCGCUGUCCUGCAGCAGUUGCAGACCCCCAUGGUUAACGCGCAGACCAACGGCUACGUUCCGCUGCCGACUCAGCACCAGAACCAGUAUGGUGUGCAGCAGCGCUAUGCGAUGCCCACUUAUCCUCAGAAAAAUGCUGGUCCUGCGCAGAACAUGGGCUUUCUCAUGACCAAUGCAGCCGCCUAUCUUGAGGGCGAUGAUAAUCUUUCAUACCCGACGGAGAAGAACUACUCGAUGCCUGCUGAGGUCCCUCCCCAGCCGGUUGCGCAGCCGAUGCAGCAAAGCUACCCGCAGGCGAACGUGAAUCAGAACCAGAUGCCUGGUACGGUCUAUGGCCAGCAGGCGAAUCAGUUUGUCCCCCAAACCCAGAACCUCAACCCGCAGGUGAACCAGUUUGUUCCCCAAACGCCGAGACGCAACCGGCAGACGAACAUGAGCCAGAACGCCAUGGCUGGUCAGACCUAUGACCCGCAGUUCAAUCCGUCGGCUUCCCCAAACAAGAACCGCCGUAUGUCUGGACAGGCCACUCAAUACAACCCGCAGGUGAACAUGAACCAGAAUCAUAUGGUCUACAACCAGCAGGUGAACCAGCAGCAGAAUCAGUCCGUCCGCCAAAACCAGAGCCGCCCCAUGCCUGCGCAAGCGUUUCAGCCGCAAGUCAACCAGAUGCAGAAUCAUCCCAUGACUGGCCCGGCCCCUCGUCCGCAGCCGGCCAGCGGUUCAGGCAAUGCAACCAGCCGUAAGCGUUCCCAGGCUGAGAUGGGCCCCGCCGCCGAGGGUAUGGUGCCUCCACCUCCCAAGAGGGCUCACCACUAA